Messenger RNA from Lactuca virosa, 1481 nucleotides. NCBI's taxonomy places the organism in Eukaryota, Viridiplantae, Streptophyta, Magnoliopsida, Asterales, Asteraceae. The record is from the annotation of a GenBank genome assembly.
AUUUUAAUUUGCCGGCGCCUCCUUCCUAAUCUGUUCUACAUUCUGCAUUGAAUUAGGGCACGCGCUCGACUUUCUGGCCGGAGUGCUAUCGUCUAUUCACUGACGAUUUCUCUCUUCAUAUCUCCUUCAGUUUGUAAUAUUCACUUGCUAUAAAGGGUAGAUAGGGUUGUAUGAUGGCUCUUCGUUUCGAGGUUCUUGGGAGGUUCAAUCGUGCUCGUGCAGCUCGGUUGAUACUCCCUCACUUCACCUGCCACACGCCUCUUUUUAUGCCAGUGGGAACACAAGGGACAAUAAAAGGUUUGACAACCCCUCAACUGGAGGAGAUUGGGUGCCAAAUUAUACUUGGAAAUACAUAUCAUCUUGCACUUCGUCCAACUUCUGAGCUAAUUGAUGAAUUUGGGGGCCUUCACAAUUUUAUGAACUGGCCCAGGGCACUUCUCACUGAUUCUGGUGGUUUUCAGAUGGUCUCACUGUUGCAUUUAGCUGACAUCACCGAGGAAGGUGUCACAUUUCAGUCACCAGUUGAUGGAAAGCCUAUGCUCCUAACCCCUGAAGAAUCGAUCCAAAUCCAAAACAGAAUUGGAGCAGACAUUAUUAUGGCUCUUGAUGAUGUAGUGAAAACCACCAUUACAGGUCCGAGGAUUGAAGAAGCCAUGCAUCGAACUUUGCGUUGGAUAGACAGGUGCAUAGCAGCUCAUAAGAGACCAAAUGAACAGAAUUUAUUUGGAAUUGUACAGGGUGGUUUAGAUCCUGUUUUAAGGGAUAUAUGUGUCCAAGGUUUGGUGGAAAGGAAUUUGCCUGGCUAUGCUAUUGGUGGACUUGCAGGAGGUGAAGAUAAAGAUUCAUUUUGGCGUGUUGUUGCACAAUGCACAGCUUCACUUCCUGAAAGCAAACCCCGAUAUGUUAUGGGUGUUGGGUAUCCACUUGAUAUUGUAGUUUGCAGUGCUUUGGGUGCUGACAUGUAUGACUGUGUAUAUCCUACACGUACAGCUCGAUUUGGCACUGCCCUUGUCCCUGAGGGGGUCUUAAAACUAAAACACCAGUCAAUGGCUGAGGAUACCCGACCGAUUGACUCAACAUGCGAGUGUAUGGUUUGCAAAAAAUACACAAGGGCCUACCUUCAUUGUCUUGUUACAAAAGAUGCCAUGGGUUCUCAGCUUCUCUCUUAUCAUAAUUUACACUACAUGCUGCAGCUUAGUAGAAAUCUUCAUUCGUCAAUUAUAGAAGGAACAUUUCCAGAAUUCGUAUGCAACUUCUUGAGGAAAAUGUUUCCAAAAGGUGAUGUUCCAGAAUGGGUCUGCAAUGCAAUGGAGGUUGCAGGAAUAGACAUCUCAUCAUGUUCCACUUCCACUUCCACCCCAGUUAACUCAAACAAAGAUUAACAACAUACAUACUUCAUACUUCAUACUUGAUAUUUCAACCAAAGAAUCAAACUACAUACCUAUUUCUUGACCUUGAGGUCCAAAAUGUUAUAUAAGUCA